AUUAAUAUUUAUUUAUUUUUUAUAUUUAAUAAAUAAUUGGGUAAAAUUAUAAUGAGUGUGUGUAAUUACUAUUUAUCCUUUUAAUGGAAUUUAAUUUGGUUACUUUGAUCUUUUUUAGGCUAUUUAAGAAACAAAAAUUUAAAAAAGACUAUUUAGGAGAUUUGCCUAAAUUAUUUAGUUUGAAGGUAUUUUUACAAAUUUUCUUUAUUGUAUUUUUUGUUCUCAAUUUUCGCCGAGUAUGUUAUCGACCGAAUAAAGCUUGUUUCAAAACGUUCCGGAUAACUAAAUGGGUCCAUUAUGGGCUAAUGUUACUAAGGCAAAAAGCUUUGGUAAUAGCAAUUGAUCCUUCUAAUUUCAAUUUUCUCAGUAGUCAGAAACAAGUCAAACAAUUGUUCUGGAAGUACGACGUUUGGACUUGCACUCUUCUCAAAGGAGAGAACAUGGAGACGAAGAAAGAAGAAGUGACUCCUCUCAAAGGAAUAUUAUGUCUGAAAUCCAGACAAGACAUGAAGAGAAUCGAGGAAACAGAGGACUGCUUCAUCCUCGAUUUCAAUCCUUUUGAUUCUUUUGACGUUAAGAAUCUCUCUUUUGCCGGUGAUCAUGAGGGUGACAAAGAUCUGGCUAUCAUCCAUGAGUCAGGCCAGGUAGCUUGUAGAGAUUUCCCACAUCCAAGACACCUUUGCUUGAAUUUUCCCUUUGGAUCAACUCCUAAUGCAACCCAUUGUCAUCUGUGUUACUGUUGCAUCUGCGAUAAGCCUGCUCCUUGUGCACAGUGGAUGUCUUCGCAUUGCAGUGCUUCAGCAGACUCUAUGGAGUGGAGAACUAUGGAUUGACAAAUGCGUAACUAUUUACAUCUUUUGUUAUUAGAUUAUCUUUUGUUCACAGUCUCCUUUGCAUUUAGACCUUUGAAUUGAUUAGUAGAUCAACAACAUAGCUUUUGAAGACUUAUGUAAUCACAAUGCCUAAUUACUUAAUAUGAGAUUUGUUAUGUGUG
This is a messenger RNA of Brassica napus (rape), 994 nucleotides long. RefSeq lists its product as uncharacterized. The coding region runs from base 84 to 833 and encodes 249 amino acids. Lineage: Eukaryota; Viridiplantae; Streptophyta; Magnoliopsida; Brassicales; Brassicaceae. The record is from RefSeq and is a predicted model, not a curated record. The transcript is spliced from 3 exons.